Tigriopus californicus is the source of this 996-nucleotide messenger RNA. RefSeq lists its product as uncharacterized. The coding region runs from base 1 to 996 and encodes 331 amino acids. Lineage: Eukaryota; Metazoa; Arthropoda; Copepoda; Harpacticoida; Harpacticidae. The record is from RefSeq and is a predicted model, not a curated record. The transcript is spliced from 4 exons.
AUGGCCUCCAAAUCAAAUUACCCCUGUGAAUAUGGUCUUUAUGAUGACAGUGGGAACUUGGAAGAGGCAAAAGUUUCCGCCAGGACGCAGGAAAUGAAGAUAAGUGAGACGGAGAAAGGAACCCGACAGAUGGGCGGAGAUUGCCCAGAAUCCCUGGCAAAUAGAAAUGUCUUGCUAGUGGGACACGACAUCAUUGUCGAGGUGUUUGGCAGUGAUCGCGUGCUAUUGGAAGCUCGCUUGACGAAGCGGAGCCAUGAUUGUCCAGACGGAAUGGUCCAAAUUGGUUCCAACAAGUGUGCCAUGUUGACCACAUUGAGUGGGGAGACAAACGUUACAGAGGAACAGGAAGGGUGUGCCCACCCUCAACUCAAGCUCUCGCCCUUGGUCAUUGGGAAUGAGAAGGAAUGGAAAGACACCUUAAACCUUCUUGUCAACAGCCAUGAAUUGAAUCAACAAUCGGGGAUUAUCCUCCCCAGGCAAGCUCAUCGUUAUCGAAGCCUCCCUAUCCAGCUUACUUUGUCUUCCAAACUGGCGGAACGCCUACCCGAUCAACAGAUUUCCAAUAUAUCAGAUCCAACUACCUUGGAUCAUCCUUCCGCCCACGUGGUCGGUUGUUUGCUUCUAACCGAAAAGGCCACCCCUCGAAGAGCCCCGAUGCAAACCACAACCUCCGAUGAAGGCCGCGAAGAUCCAACACAAGCGGGGAACUCGUUUGCCUCGCUGCCUCAAUUUCUCUUUCUCAGUCGAGCCCAAUGUCGUCAAAGAAUCUGGGAUUCUCGUGAACGCACCAAGCUCAUCUCACCGGGAUUUACGUUGUGCUCUACUUUCCACCCAUCUUCGCCCACUCUCUCAGUGACUGAUGAUGAAACUCCCCAAUGUGAUAAAGAUCUUUUGGUUGAACCGGGACACGUGGUUCAGGUUACUUCACCACAUUUUCCAAAGCAAUACCCUGCCUUUACCCAUUGCACAUACAGACUUAAAUCCAAUAAUGGGUAA